This is a messenger RNA of Zonotrichia leucophrys gambelii, 3414 nucleotides long. RefSeq names its product calmodulin-lysine N-methyltransferase (gene CAMKMT). Gene Ontology annotation, cellular component: cytoplasm. The record is from RefSeq and is a predicted model, not a curated record. The transcript has 16 exons. Gene Ontology annotation, molecular function: calmodulin-lysine N-methyltransferase activity. The coding region runs from base 707 to 1477 and encodes 256 amino acids. Lineage: Eukaryota; Metazoa; Chordata; Aves; Passeriformes; Passerellidae.
UCGGAAAGGAUUCCUCUUCAGGCGAGUUGGUGCUCAGAUCUAUCUAUGGAUUGGAAGAAGUCUCAGAAUCACGGAUUAUGCUGAGCAGGAAAGGAGGCACAAGGAUCAUCAAGUUCAGCUCCUGGCCCUGCACAGGGCCAUCCCCAAGAGCCACACUACAUGCCUGAGAAUAUGUUGUCACCUGCUAAUGUACUUUAACUUCCAAAAUUGAAAAAUAAAAGCUAAAGUGAGGACAGUGUGGACAGCACCCAGACAUUUUUAAUACUUCAUGAAAAAUGCCUCUCAUGUGAUGAGACCUACCUGCCAAUGAAAAUAGCUCCAGAAGCAGUAAGCCUGAUGUCUCAGACCUGCUGUUCUGAGGAAAAAGCACUUGAAAGAUGUGCAUCUCCAACAAGUGUCUGUCAGAAGGUUUGCAUCAUUCAAUCUCUUUUCAAUAGAAGACCAGAGUACAGAAGAGGAAACUGGGACCUGGGUUCAGUAUAGAAGCAUCUUUUAUCCCAAGUACAGUGUCUCCUUAAGGUUCAGUUUUGUAUCUACUUUACUUGGUUUGCCUCAGGAAGUUUGCAGCAGUAACUUAAGAAUCCCUGAAUUGGUGCUUGUUCUGCAGCAACUAAUUACAUCUCCGAAGAACUAAAUAAAAAUUGAUGCUCCUUCGUAAUGUUUUCCUGCUGAUAGUAGUUUCUGAGAAACACAAUCCUCCUGAUGAAUGGAUUUCAGUGCUGGGACUUCGCAGACUGGUGAUUGUCCCCUUGUUUUUCCCCUGGUGGCUACAGUAGCACCUUUUUGCUGCUUCACUGUGAAAGGGGAUGGUGAGAAAUUUCACAAUGGCCUCUUAAAUGUUAAAGAUGUUCUUACAAGUUUUGACAACACGGGGAAUGUCUGUCUCUGGCCAUCUGAAGAAGUGCUGGCUUACUACUGCCUAAAGCAUAAUGAAAUAUUCAGGGACCUUGCUGUGUGUGAGCUAGGGGGUGGCAUGACAUGCUUGGCUGGGCUCAUGGUUGCUAUUUCUGCAGAUGUCAAAGAAGUUCUGUUAACUGAUGGAAAUGAAAAGGCCAUCAAAAAUGUAAAUGAGAUCAUCACAAGAAACCAAAAUGCUGGAGUAUUUAAGGCUCAGAAGGUGUCAAGCUGCAUUUUACGAUGGGAUAAUGAGACAGAUGUCUCUCAACUGGAAGGACAUUUUGACAUUGUUAUGUGUGCUGACUGCCUGUUUCUGGACCAGUACAGAGCUAGCCUUGUUGAUGCAAUAAAGAGAUUACUCCAGCCCAGUGGAAAAGCAAUGGUAUUUGCUCCACUCCGAGGGAAUACUUUAAACCAGUUUUGCAAUCUAGCUGAAAAAGCUGGUUUCUCUAUCCAAAGACAUGAAAAUUAUGAUGAACACAUUUCGAACUUCCACUCCAAGUUGAAAAAUGAAGAAAAAGAUACAUAUGAGGAAAAUCUCCAUUACCCUUUUCUUCUCAUUUUAACCAAGCAGAGAUAGAAGAUUGCACCUUUUUUUUUUUAAGAUGGACUGCUGAAAAUUAAUCCAUGUAUGUGGAUGGUCAGGCAAUGUAGAAUGUUCAUUUUCCCCCAUUUAUGUCCCUGAAUCAUCAUUGGGGAAAUAUUUCUAAUCUAAAUGCUGAGAAAGAUAUUGUGGCUCGUUUUGCAGAGUAUAAACAUUGACAUCUUUUUUUUGUAUAAUUUUAGAAGUUUAUUUUUCCAAUUAUAUUCCAGCCUUAAACUGAUAGGACUUCACAUGUAUGCAUUAACAAAGGUGUAGAGCUGGCUUCCUUCUCUUUUGUGCCUUUAAACUUGCAUGUACUUUGUUGAUAUCUUUAAAUGCUAUUUUGAGGUGUAUUUGAAAAUAUAUGGAUAAUAUACUUUGUGGGCUUAGAUAAUUGGUUGUAAAGAAGUGAAUGCAUUGACACUUAAUUAAUAAGGAAAUAGUUGUCUGAAGAUCUUCUUAAAGUGUACCUAUUGAAUGCUUGUAUUUUGCUGCCUUUUUUUUUUUAAUUCCACUGUUGAUUUUUCUAUCCAUGAUUGAAAUGUCCUCAUUUGUUUUAGUGUUGAAGGCCCCUUUUCUAUAUGUGUGUAUGUAUGUUUUUUUCCAGCAGGACUUUUCCUCCUGUAGAUGUAUAAGAAAUUAUGCAUCAGACAAAAGCCUCAUAAACUGACCAUUUGUCCUUUGGACACAAUAGCCUGCCCAGCCCCUCUGCUCCUCCUCUCCAAUUAUGUGUGAUUAGUCUCAGUGUGUUGUGUCAAGAAGGGGGAGUGUGCUGAGUGCUUAUUAUCUGUUUAGGUACAAGAAGAGCACAUUUAGGUUCUGACUAUGAAUGGAAAGUGAGUCUUUAUCAGGACUAAAAUCUAAAUGCUACUAUCCUAGAAAUUGCUUUCAUAAAAACACAUGCUUUUUUUUGAUAAAUUCCAAGAAACACUGUAAGAACUAAAGGAUUUUAUAAUGUAAUCAAACUAUCUCCCUUGAAUUAGUUUCUAUUGUGAUAUACUGUGGCCCAUAUAUUUGAUAUAUACUUAAUGUGUUUUUUCUUGUACUGGAAAAGACAUAAAUCCCACAAAAAAAAACAGGAGCAGUGUCUGAUUUCUUAACAGUUUAACAGACUGUUUUAAUGACUUCUCAGUAGCAGUCUUUAAGCCACAACACUUUUAAAAUGUUGAAAAAAAGAGAGAGGCAGAGACCAUGACUGAGAGAGGAAGAUACUAGCUGCAAGCAAGUGUAGAGAAUCCUGCUGAAAUACAUUAAUUAAAAGAAUUGCAAUUUGACAAUAAGCAUUCUUCCAUAUUCAACUCAUUGGCCAGCAUGUAAACCACAAGCUCCUGAAAGUCUUUUGCUCUUCUGCUUCUUCCCAAAUAAAUUUCUUCACUACCAGUUUGCACGUCCUUGUAUUCAGUACUUUUUAUGCUCCAUUAGAGCACCUAGAUGGAUCUCAGAAGGCAUAGGUCAAGUCGCAGUUAGAUCAUACAUUUCUUUCGCACAAAAACUUGAAUUGCAAUGCCAAGUGAUGGGCUAACAUCACAAUAACAGCAAUUUAUUCCUCUUUUGAUAAAAAGCAGCCUAUUCUCGGUGUUAGAUAAAGACCAGGGGCAAUGCAAACCAACCAUUUAUCCUAGAACUGAGUAGUAUAGCUGGUAUGAGUUUCAUAUUCAAACUCCUGUUGGAAAAUACUUGUGCAGUAAGAAAUCAAAAGCAUUUAGGAGUAAUUUGAAAUUGCUGUGAAGAUGGCUUUAGUGUAAUUAGUUUUGUUUUGUUUGUCCCACACAGCAGUGCCUUUGUUUCUCUAAAAGCAUGUACAAGGAAAUCUUCAUAAUCAACAAAGCAGUGUGGAAAAUAGCGCAAUAUUAAAAUUUGCAAACCUUUUAUUUUGGAGAGGACUUGAAUGUCUGCUGUACAAUAAUCUAAUAAAGAUUGUUAGUUGCCAAAAA